UGUGACGUAAUCACGCGCGACGCUGGAUCUUCUACGUCAGCGCAGUAGUGCCAACAUGGCGUUCACCCUGUACGCGCUGAUCCAAACGGCGAUAUUAUUUACUAACGCCAUCGCGGUUCUCCACGAAGAGAGGUUUCUCAGUAAAAUCGGCUGGGGAGCAGAGCAGAGUAUUGGAGGAUUUGGAGAUGAACCCGGCAUUAAAGCUCAACUUCUCAACCUUAUUCGCUCCGUCAGGACUGUCAUGAGAGUUCCUCUGAUAGCGGUUAAUUCAGUGUGCAUCGUCUUAUUAUUACUGUUCGGAUGAAGAAGGAAGCGGUGGGUUGCGGUGGAUCAGGAUCUCACGAGGAACACAGCGAAUGCGGCGAAGGAAAAUGGACUGUUUUCGUAUCUGUGGUUCUAAAUGUGGCUCUCCAGCGCGUGCAAAUUGUGCCCCGAAUGAUUUACUGAAAGUACUCCGGUAGUUUUACACGAAACGAAUACCGGUAAACAUUUUCUUUUUCAUGUUUCGUAACUAUACAGAAGCUCCCGCGUCUGCGCUUGUGGUUUCUAACACAUUCAGGGUCCUUUAAAUCGUGUUUCUUAGAGCAAGCGACAGUGAAAUCAACCGGACAGGUCUGUCAAAGAGGUCUCUUGGCACCUGAAUUAUUUUUUUUUUUCAAUACAUAAAUUCCACAAAGCUAAUCUUAAAUGUUUCCAUAUCGAAAGACGGCUUGGAAAGUACAAGUUGGGUUUAAAAUAUAUAAAGGCUUCUGGGUAAAUUUGAAUAAAGAUGUGGUUAAUGUAGUGUUGUCACGCUUUAAUAUGCAACGCGUUUGACCAAAUGAGCUUCUACUCUUACGAGACAGUCAUUUAAUAAAGUUAUUUUGCCUUUUCA
Messenger RNA from Puntigrus tetrazona (Sumatra barb), 874 nucleotides. It is a transcript of the gene ier3ip1, whose product is annotated as immediate early response 3 interacting protein 1. Lineage: Eukaryota; Metazoa; Chordata; Actinopteri; Cypriniformes; Cyprinidae. The transcript is spliced from 3 exons. The record is from RefSeq and is a predicted model, not a curated record. Gene Ontology annotation, cellular component: Golgi membrane; COPII-coated ER to Golgi transport vesicle; endoplasmic reticulum membrane. Gene Ontology annotation, biological process: endoplasmic reticulum to Golgi vesicle-mediated transport. Bases 56 to 304 code for a protein of 82 amino acids.